This is a messenger RNA of Anoplopoma fimbria (sablefish), 1979 nucleotides long. RefSeq names its product chondroitin sulfate N-acetylgalactosaminyltransferase 2 (gene csgalnact2). NCBI's taxonomy places the organism in Eukaryota, Metazoa, Chordata, Actinopteri, Perciformes, Anoplopomatidae. Gene Ontology annotation, cellular component: Golgi cisterna membrane. The record is from RefSeq and is a predicted model, not a curated record. Bases 353 to 1972 code for a protein of 539 amino acids. Gene Ontology annotation, molecular function: glucuronosyl-N-acetylgalactosaminyl-proteoglycan 4-beta-N-acetylgalactosaminyltransferase activity. The transcript has 8 exons.
UCCCAUUGGUUGGCUGUUGACCGGAAGUACUCUCAGAUCCACUCUGUUCUCUCGGCUCCGUGGCAUUUUGCGGCACAGGCUGUCUGCUGCAGCUGGUUUUACACUUAACUCACAGCUGUAAGCACAGGCAGGCAUGGACAAAGGCGGAAUUAUGUGAUCAUCGCAUGGAUUUAGCCAGGACCAAUGUAUGAAGACAGCUAUAGGUUGGAGCCAAGAAACAAGACCAUCAGGGUAAAAUGACAUAAAGGCCCCUCUAAACCUCUAAGAUGAUGUGCAGAAGCACAGUGUAAGUAAUGUGAUCAGGGGGGAAAGGGAAUGCAGACUUGCCAGCUAUAGCUUGUAUUCAAGCGUGAUGCCCAGGCGGGGGUUGACGCUCCAGGGCCGGGUCCGCUGGCUCUUUCUGGGCCUCUUCCUGCUGCUGGUGCUGCUUCUAUUCGCAUACCUGCUGGAGUGCACCCCUCCAGCAGACGUCAGCCUGGCCCUACCCGGCCUAGCAGGGGAGACCUACGGGAAGGAGUACUACCAGGCCCUGCUGCAGGAACAGGAGGAGCGCCACCUCACCCGUGCCACCAGUCUCAAGCGCCAGAUUGCCCAGCUCAAGCAGGAGCUGCAGGAAAUGGGCGAGAAGCUAAAGCUCCUGCAGGACAAGAAGGAGCCCCCUGGGGUGCAGGGCCUGGCCGAGACCAAAGACCAAGAGCCGGGAGAUCUGCUGGAGUACCUGCACUCUCAGAUCGACAAGGCUGAGGUAAACACAGGGGCACGCCUCCCCAGCGAGUAUGCCCUGGUGCCCUUUGAGAGUUUCACUUCGUCCAAGGUGUACCAGCUGGAGAUGGGUCUGACGCGGCACCCAGAGGAGAAACCUGUCCGCAAAGACCGCAGAGACGAGCUGGUGGAGGUCGUCGAGGCUGCGCUGGACAUUAUAAACAACCCUGAUGAGGAGGAUGGUGUAGAGGAAGACAUGCCGAUGCAGAGACAAACCUACACAGAGGGCCACUUUACUGAAGGACUGUACAGGACGGAGCGAGACAAAGGGACUCUAUACGAGCUCUUCUUUGCCAAAGAGGGUUCCAGCAGCUUCCGUCAUGUCACGCUCUUCAGGCCUUUUGGUCCCUUGAUGAAAGUCAGGAGCACAUCUGUAGAAACAUCAGGAAUGAUUAUUAACAUCAUUGUGCCGCUGGCAGGCAGAGUGGAAACUUUCUCACAGUUCUUACACAACUUCAGGGAGGUGUGCAUACAGAAGGACAGACGAGUACAUCUCACAGUGGUUUAUUUUGGGCCUGAAGGUCUGCAGGAGGUCAAGGCUUCUUUGGAGAAAAUGUCAAGGGAGGAAAGCUUCUCCAAUUACACUCUGAUCCCGGUGGACGAGGAGUUCUCACGAGGCCGUGGUCUGGAUAUCGGAGCCCACGCCUGGAAGAAAGGCGACGUCUUAAUGUUUUUUUGUGAUGUUGACAUCCAUUUUACACUUGAGUUCCUUAACACAUGUCGUCUCCAUGCUGCUCCAAAUAAGAAGGUAUUCUAUCCAGUGGUGUUCAGUCUGUACAAUCCUGCCAUAGUCUAUGGGAAUUUGGAGCUGGCUCCACCAACUGAACUCCAACUGAUUCACAAAAAAGAUGCUGGAUUCUGGAGAGAUUUUGGCUUUGGAAUGACGUGUCAGUAUCGCUCAGAUUUCCUAAAUAUUGGUGGGUUCGAUCUUGAAGUCAAAGGCUGGGGUGUGGAAGACGUUCACUUGUACAGGAAGUAUCUCCGGAGCGAAUUGAUAGUGAUUCGGACGCCAGUUUCCGGUCUUUUCCACCUCUGGCACGAGAAGCAGUGUGCAGACGAGCUGACUCCGGAGCAGUACCGCAUGUGCAUCCAGUCCAAAGCCAUGAACGAGGCCUCCCACUCGCACCUGGGCAUGCUCGUGUUCCGGGACGAGAUCGAGUCUCACCUACGCAAGCAGGCCUUCAAGACUCAGAUCAAAACAGAGGACUGAACGGGCC